AUGUAUUUACCAAGCUGCACCUAUCCGUCACAGUCGGACUUUGGCUCCAUCACUUCGCCGUUUUUAACGGAGAGCGGCGCCGCUCUGCUGGACCAGAGCACCGCUUCGGCGAGACGACUGUCCGACUGCCGGGGCUGCUGUCACCACGAGCCGCGGCAGCAGUAUCCUCCUCCGUGGAAAUGGACUCUCCACCGGGCGGAGCGUCCCAUCACCUCUGCGCCGCCGUCCUGCGUCCGUUUGCCGGGGGAUGCCGUUCAUCACGAGUACCGGGGACUACGAUCCUCGCUAGAGACGAUGCUCAACCAAGACUUUCUGUACGGUGGAGCUGUUUACGGCGCCUCCGGUGCACGUUUUCACGCACCGGCGUUUCCCGGAGACCCGCGGGGUUUCCCCGGUGGAUACGCGGCGUUCAAUCCGGACUCAGAGCUCCUCUUCCUGGCAGGACGCACCAGAGUCCUGCCGCCGGUUUUCGACCAGUUUUUGGAGCACGCGGAGGAGAGAGUGGACCCGAGAGCGAAGAUUACACCCGGGAGCCAACGGCAGAAAGAGACAAAUCGGGCCCCGCAGACGAGCUGUCACUCCGGGGGGAGCAGCAAGGUGAGGGCGGGGUCAGAGUCACCACGGGCCGGGAAGGAGGACGAGGAGGAUGCGCCGUCAUCCAGCGGCAGUGGAGGAGACUAUUCCCCGGCAGAGCCCCCUGUGAGGAGGAAGAAGCGAUGUCCUUACUCCAAGCAGCAGAUCAGAGAGCUGGAGAGAGAGUUUCUAUUCAACGUCUACAUCAACAAGGGCAGACGCGUGCAGCUGUCCAGCCUUCUGCGUCUGUCAGAGCGACAGGUGAAGAUCUGGUUCCAGAACAGAAGAAUUAAAGAGAAGAAGCUGAAGAGUGAGACACUGCUGUACCACGCAGGAUAUCACUUGUUCUGA
Molecule: messenger RNA, 924 nt
Organism: Anarrhichthys ocellatus (wolf-eel)
Lineage: Eukaryota; Metazoa; Chordata; Actinopteri; Perciformes; Anarhichadidae
Product: homeobox protein Hox-D11b-like
Exons: 3
Coding region: 1-924 (307 amino acids)
Biological process (GO): regulation of transcription by RNA polymerase II; anatomical structure development
Cellular component (GO): nucleus
Molecular function (GO): RNA polymerase II cis-regulatory region sequence-specific DNA binding; DNA-binding transcription factor activity, RNA polymerase II-specific
Source: RefSeq, a predicted model, not a curated record